Ornithorhynchus anatinus (platypus) is the source of this 5473-nucleotide messenger RNA. RefSeq names its product tubulin gamma complex associated protein 6 (gene TUBGCP6). Gene Ontology annotation, molecular function: gamma-tubulin binding; microtubule minus-end binding. The transcript has 26 exons. Bases 150 to 5303 code for a protein of 1717 amino acids. Gene Ontology annotation, biological process: cytoplasmic microtubule organization; mitotic cell cycle; microtubule nucleation. Gene Ontology annotation, cellular component: equatorial microtubule organizing center; centrosome; gamma-tubulin complex. Lineage: Eukaryota; Metazoa; Chordata; Mammalia; Monotremata; Ornithorhynchidae. The record is from RefSeq and is a predicted model, not a curated record.
CAGAGAAGUGAAGUGACUUGCCCACAGUCACACCGCUGACAAGUGGCAGAGCUGGGAUUCGAACCCGUGAACUCUUAUCGGAGUGCUAGAGGAGGACACAUUCCGGGUGGAUCUCGGAACCACGCAGAAGGAAGGUCCCUGAGGUGAAGAUGUCCGGCCCGAGGGCAGCCUUGCCGGUGGAGAUGGACAGCAUCACUCAGCUGUUCGGCGACCUGUGCGAAGCCCACCUGUCCGCCGUGUCCUGGGGCGCGUCCCUCGGCCGGCGGCCGAUCGACAAGGAAGGGGCGAGGCGCAGCCUGAAGAGGGUGGCCUACGACACCCUGUUCGCCCACCUGUUCCGGGAUGAGGCCCGCCGGGGGCCGUCCGGCCUGGCCAGGUUUCCCGUGAAAAACCAAGUCCUGAUGCUGUCCUUCGACCUGCGGGUCGGAGGCCUGGGCCCGGAGGCGGACCGGCUGGAGGCCCUGGUGGAGGAGCUGGAGGCGUCCCCCCGUCCCCCCUUCACGGAGAUCCGGGCCGUCUUGGGUCUCCUGGUGCUGUUGUCGGGGACCGGGCCGCCUCGGCCGCUCCCGCGGAAGAGGGACUACUUCCUCAACAACAGGCACGUCGGCCGAAACGUCGGCCACCGGGGCUACGACGAUUACGACGUCAGCGUGUUCGAGGCGGAUAUUCAGUCGCUGAUCGCCGAUGAGGAGCAUCGGUGUCACGACGCCAUCCAGAAGUCGCUUCGGGUGAUGGAAGCGGCUCCGGGGACCGGACUUCCGGGCCUGGGCCUCCUGUCCCAGAACUUCUCCGUCGGAGACAGGUUUGAGAGAGAAACCCGCGUCUCCCUCUUCGGGGCCCUAGUCCACAGCCGCACGUACGAUAUGGACAUCAAGCUGGAUUUGCCGCCCGUCCCCGACAGCGCGGAUCUGUCCGGCCUUGCCAUCAAAGUCCCCCAGAGCAUCGAUCCCUCGGAGGACGAGGGCUUCCAGUCGGCCUCGAAUCUGACUCCCGACUCUCAGUCUGAGCCCAGCGUGACCCCGGACGUCGACCUCUGGGACGCCGUACUCACGUACGGACCCAGCAAACGGCGCUGCUGGGAGAGGAUCGGAUGUCCCCCCGGGAAAAAGGAGGAGCCGUUCCUCACGGAGGCCGGGAGAGAAGCCUUUGAUCAUUUCUAUCGCCUUCGAGAAGGGGAGCUGCAGGUCCUGAGCGGCAGCUUCCUGCAGCCGCCCCAGCUCGUCCUGCUGAAGGAGCGGCAGCUGGUGAAGGACGCCCUGAACGUCCUCAUCGGGGUCGGCUCGGCCACCUUUUCCCUGGACCAGCCCAGCCAGGCGUUCGUGGUCAAGGCCGGAGUCUACGUGUCCGGAACCUCCCCGGAGAGCGUGAGCAGCCUGCUGGCCGAGGUCGCCGACUGCGGGACGUGCUACACCCGGCUCAGCCGCUUCUCCCUUCAACCCGUCCUGGAUUCCUCCUACGACAAGGGCCUCGUGUUUCAGGCUUUCACCAGCGGAUUGAGGAAGUACCUGCAGUAUUAUCGGGCCUGCGUCCUGUCCACCUCACCCACCCUCAGCCUUCUGACCAUCAGUUUUCUCUUCAAGAAGUUGGGACGCCAGUUGAGGUACUUAGCGGAGCUUUGCGGCAUCGGCACGGCCGUCGUGGGGCCCGGGGAGGGAGCUGGCGCUCGGCCGUUCCCGACGGGGGUGAAGCUGCUCUCUUACCUGUACGAAGAGGCUCUCAACAACUGCAGCAACGAGUAUUACCCCGUUCUCCUGUCCCUGCUCAAAACCAGCUGCGAGCCCUACACCAGGUUUAUCUAUGAUUGGGUGUACAGUGGCGUGUUCCGAGAUACUUAUGGAGAGUUCAUGAUUCAGGUGAACGAAGAGUAUCUCAGCUUCAGAGAUAAGCAUUACUGGACCCAUGGCUAUGUUCUGAUCUCCAAAGAAGUGGAGGACUGCGUCCCGGUGUUCCUGAAGCAUAUUGCUAACGAUGUGUAUAUAUGCGGGAAGACCAUCAACCUCCUGAAGUUGUGCUGUCCCCGGCACUACAUCUGCUCCUCGGACAUUCCGGUCCCCCGCAUCUCCGUCAUUUUCUCCCUGGAGGAGCUGAAGGAGAUCGAGCGGGACUGUGCGCUGUACGUCGGCCGGAUGGAAAGAAUCGCCCGCUACAGCUCCGUCAGCAAGGAAGAGAAGGGACUGCGCAUGGACAUCGCCAAGCAAGAGUUAGCCGUCCACGCCCGGGAAGCAGCGAGGGAGGCCCUGAAGGCCGUGAGCGAUCGGCAGACGGCCGCCAGGGUGGCCCUGGACGCCAAGAAGCGCCGGCAGUUCCAGAGGCUGAAGGAGCAGUUCGAACGGGACCGGGAGCGUCGGCUGGCGGCGAAGCAAGAGGAGGCGGACGACGAUUUCGGCUACGCCCGGGAGCUGCGGGAGCGGGAGAGCCGACUGAAGGCCUUGGAAGAGGAGUUGGAAAGGAAGGCGAGGCAGGAGCUGAUGGAGCGCUACAGCAAGCUGACGGCCGAGGCCGCCGGGCGGGAGCAGCGGGCCCUCUGGACCGUCCAGCGCCACAGGUUGGACGCCGCCCGGCUCAGCUUCCUGCUCGCCGACCAGAAACGAAUUCAGGAAAUGCUCGACAGUGUCGCACGAGGAGAAGCCCCGGGUGAAUCGGAGCACGAGCCCCGGGCGGACCCCCGGGGCGCGGCCGGCCCGGCCGGGGAAGGACCGGCCCCGGCCUCUCAGACCCUGCCCGCUGGUCUCGAGCCCGUGGGGCACCCCCUGCCCUCCCCUGCCUCCCAGGCCGCUGUUCAGAGUCAGGAGGUAGAGGAGGCCGCUGCGGAGGACGCUCUGCCCACCUCCGACUCCGGCCUGAACCUGACCGAUUUCCUUCCGGGCCACACCCCGGCCACCGGCCCGGCCCCGGCCCCGGUCCCAGCGCUCGAGGACGCUCUGCGGGCCGUUGGCGCGGGCCUGGCUCCGGCACCGGCCGGGGACGGAGACGCCCCGGGAGGCUCUCGGGAGGUGGACUACGAUUUCAGCUCCGUCCUGCGGCCGACCGCGGGCGCCGUCCCCGGCCAGGGGGCCGCCGGCGGGGAGGCCGCCCAGCCAGUCCCCGACCCUCCUGGCCACUCCUCGGACUCCCACGUCCGCGUCGGGGGACGCCCGUCCGAGGCCCGGGGCGGCCGGCCGCGCUGGAACGGCCCCGGCCCCGGCUCCGCCGCCCGCUUGGAAGUGGGAGGGUACGCCGCGGAGGCGGGGGCCUCACGGCCACGGGGGAGCAUCCACGGGCACGCCUCCGAUGCCAACAUCAGGGUCGGGGACUACGCGUCCGAGGCGGCCCCCGCCCGGCCGCGGUGGAACGUUCACGGCCACGCCUCGGAUGCCAACAUCAAGGUCGGGGACUACGUGUCCGAGGUGGCCCCCGCCAGGCCGCGGUGGAACGUUUUUGGGCACGUAUCCGACGCCAGCAUCAGAGUGGGAGAGAACGUGUCCGAGGUGGCCUCCGCCAGACCGAGGUGGAGCGUCCACGGCCACGCCUCCGACGCCAACAUCAGAGUCGGGGAGUACGUGUCCGAGGUGGCCCCCGCCAGGCCCCGGUGGAACGUCCACGGCCACGCCUCCGAUGCCAACAUCAAGAUCGGGGACUACGUGUCCGAGGCGGCCCCCGCCCGGCCGAGGCGGGGCGUCCACGGACACGCUUCCGACGCCACCGUCGAAGCGGGGAACCACGUGCCUGAGGCGGCCCCCGCCCGGCCGCCGGGGAGUGCCCUCGGGCACCCGCCCCAGGCCAGCUCUCAGCUGGGGGAGCUGACCCUCUCCGGAGACGGGGCCCCGGAUGCGGGGCAGGGCGCCCCUCCGGCCGACUCCUCCGUCCGGCCGGGUGACACACGUAGCCAGGGGGUGGCCGAGGAGGGUUGGGGCCCCCGAGAAUCUGCUCUAAAGGCGGGGGGGCCGGCGGAGGCAACGGCCGAACCAGCGACGACCAGUGACGAGAGCGAAGACCUCUCCCCGAAUCAGCCCCCCGCCCCCAAGCUCGAGGAGCCUCGAGGACCCCGAGGGGCCGGGCCGGACACCGAAGAAGGGGAGGAGGGCGAGGACGCGACGUGGAAGAGGGAGCAGAGCUACCUGCGGACCCUGGCAGACCAGUACCGUCUGGAGAAGUACCAGGACAGCUACGAGCUCAUGUCCGAGCCUCCGGUCUCCCACCUCCUGCACCACGUGGCGCCGCGGGCGUUCUCCUUCCUCGCCGACCCCCAGGCCCGGCCGGACGCCGACGCCACGGCCGUGCAGCUGAGCGAGCUCCUGUCGCUGCCCGUGCUGAUGAAGCACUCCGUCACCGCGCCCCUGGUGUCACACGUGUCCCUGGUGAACAAGGCCAUCGUGGAUUACUUCUUCGUGGAGCUCAACGUGGAGAAGCACUUCGCGGCCCUGAGGCACUUCCUGCUCAUGGAAGACGGGGAGUUUGCCCAGUCGCUCAGCGACAUGCUCUUCGAGAAGCUGGGAUCGGGGCAGACGCCCGGGGAGCUCCUCAACCCGCUGGUUCUCAACUCGCUCCUGAACAAAGCCCUGCAGUGCAGCCUCCACGGCGACUCCCAGCUCGCUGCCAACCUGUCCUUCGCCCUCAAGUACCUGCCCGCGGGCUUCGCCCCCAACGCCCCCGACGCGCUGAGCUGUCUGGAGCUGCGCUACAAGGUGGACUGGCCCCUGAACAUCGUCAUCACCGGGAGCUGCAUGAACAAAUACAACAAGAUCUUCUCCUUCCUGCUCCAGCUGAAACACGUGACGUGGACCCUAAAGGACGUCUGCGUCCACUUGAAGCGCACAGCGCUGGUGCACCCGGCGUCCGGCAGCGCGCAGUUCCGUCAGCUGCAGCUGUACAAGCACGAGAUGCAGCACUUCGUCAAGGUCAUCCAGGGCUACAUCGCCACCCAGAUCCUGCACGUCACCUGGUGUGAGUUCGGGAACAAGCUGGCCUCCGUCGGCAACCUGGAGGACAUCCACCACACCCACGCCGAGUACCUCAACAAGGCCAUCUUCCGGGGGCUGCUGACGGAGAAGGCGGUGCCCGUCAUGAACAUCAUCCACAGCAUCUUCGGCCUCGUCCUCAAGUUCCGCACGCAGCUGGUCUCCCGCGCCUGGAGCCCCGACCCCUCGGGUGGCUCGCUGCAGCACCCCAACUUCGCCCUCAUCCAGCAGUCCUACAACACCUUCAAGUACUACUCCCACUUCCUCUUUAAAGUGGUCACCAAGUUGGUCAACAGGGGCUACCAGCCCCACCUGGAAGACUUCCUGUUACGCAUCAACUUCAACAACUACUACCGUGACACCUGAGCGGUGGGGCUGGGCCCGGGGCCCGCUGAGCUGCGCCCUCCGAACGGCGGUGAGCGGGGCCACGGGGGAGGGGGAGUGUCAACAACGCUGUGAAUGUGUAAAUCUCCUGCCCCUACUGUGUAAAUUUCCCAGCCCGCGGAGAACGCCUUAAACACACGCUGGAGCACCGA